Messenger RNA from Cuscuta campestris, 2402 nucleotides. The record is from the annotation of a GenBank genome assembly. Lineage: Eukaryota; Viridiplantae; Streptophyta; Magnoliopsida; Solanales; Convolvulaceae.
AAAACUCCACUCGGCGGCGGGACCCACAAUCAAAGAGAUGAGGACACAGCCCAAACGGCGCCGUUUAUUCCCUCUCCCCCAUAUCACCGCCAGAGAGCUCACUCCCUCACCCCCUCAGGUGCUUUGGAUUCUCAGCUCAGAGAAACCGAGUUUAGAGAGAGAAAGCGAAAGAUUUUAGAGAGAGAACGUGAGAAUGCCGAGCUCGCAAUUCCUCUGUAAAUCUCUCUUUUCACACUGAACUGGGUUGCAGUAAUUGUGUUCUGGGGUUCGUCAAAGGAUGGGGAAAUCUCCCGCGAAAUGGUUCAGAUCUGUUCUUCUGGGGAAGAAAGGUGCCAAAUCUGGCAUUUCAAAGAAAUCCGCAAAGAACAAAGGACCAUUAGUUUCUUCAAAGGAAACAGCAUCCAACUUGUCAAUGGACCUCCUGUCUUUGGUUCCGGAGACUCUUCCUGCUAGUGCUAUACAAUCUAAAGAGAAUUCCAAUUCUGAAAAAGGAGAAGCUGAAAAGUUAGUCAGUGAUGAGGUGGUUAAUCCUUCUAUGAAGCAAAAUGAUAUUGCAGGCAGUGCAAGUGAAUCUACUGUUGAUCUCCCUGGAGAUCUUCAGAAGCAUAGGCUUGAGCAAGCUGCAACAAAAGCACAAGCUGCUUACAGGGGUUAUCUGGCUCGGCAAGCAUUUCAGACGCUCAAGGGCGUAAUAAAACUUCAAGCAGCGAUCCGUGGACAUUUGGUCAGAAGACAAGCUGUUGCUACCUUAUAUUGUCUUCGGGGUGUUAUUAAGAUUCAAGCACUCGCAAGGGGUCAAAUAGUUAGGCAAUCUAAGGUCAAAAGCGAAAUGCUCCAGAAGCAAGUAUUGGGAAAUCAGACACCAGAUUAUUCCAAAACUAAUGCAUCUGUUCCAGCUGAGGAGCUACUGAAAAAUGCUUUCACUAAAAAGCUACUUCGUUCGUCCCCCAGUUCGAUGCCUCUACAGCUUCAAUAUGGUCCUGGGGAGCCUAACUCUUCCCAUGAAUGGUUAAUGCGAUGGACAAUAGCGAAAAUUUGGAUUCCAGAAUCUCAGCCUAAAGAUACUUCUGGCUCGAAUAAAAAACCCAAGAUAAGGAAGGGAUCAAAUAAUCUUAUUUUGGACACUGGGAAGGAUAAGAACAGCCCAAAGAAAAUGCCACAUCAUCAUUCAGCAAAAUCUAUUUCUGAGCACCAAGGAAAUGAAAUUGAGAAGAUUAGACUUAAUCUGAAGAAGAUCUCCAAGCCUAUAAUGGAAAAAUCUGCUCGGUCGGAGCCAAACACUGACAGAUCAACCGAAAAUAAUCUGAGAAAGCAGUCAAGCACUGACAAUAAUUCAUGUCAUGAACUGGAGAAACCUUCUGGUGCAGAAACUCUUUUUCUGGAAGGGGUAUCAACGGUGACAGCCCCUAGUGUUCCUGCUGAUUUAAACUCUCUUCAGUCACAAAUUGGUAUGAACUGUUCAACGAAUGAAUCCGCAAAACAUGAUGAUGUAGAAAAACUUCCAGAAAAGCUAUCAGAUCAAGCAUUGGUUACAGAGUUGAAUGACACUCCUGUUUCAAAAAUAUCACCCAACCCAAUUGCUGAAACAAGUCAUGAGGAUAUUUCAACAACGCCAGAUGAAGUACUAAUUUGCAAUGGCAAGAAGAACGAAAAUGGGAGUAGCAAGAUUAAGCAGAAGAGAAGAGCUUUGUUGCCAUUAAAGUAUGAUAUGGAUGGAGGGCAUGGAGGUACUCCACCCACCCAAAGAAAGUUACCCAGCUACAUGGCUCCUACCCAGUCUGCUAGGGCUAAGGUGAGGGAGCAGGCCUCUCCCAGGUAUGGGCAAGAAGCAUUGGAGAGCAUUGCCGUGACUAGACGUUAUUCUAUGCCAUCUCUAACUACUGGAAAGAUGAGUUCCUCUCCACGAGUGCAGAAACUGGUGGCCCAAGCAAGUGGCAAAGAAGGAAUUAAAAUUGAUAGAUCUUUGUCAACAUCUAGGGAUGGUUCUGAUAAGGCGAUUCGAGCAGAGUGGAAAAGGUGAUGUUGCAAAAGCACGGGAUUAAUUUUUUUUAUCAUCCCAAGUGUGUAAUUGACUCGUAGAACAGAUUGCGCGUUCAAUGCUAUUAUCACUAGUCGUUUUGUUUAUGGUAGGUUUAUGUAUCUUUAACCGGCUUUCGUCCGUCUGCUUUUGUUUCGUUUUUGUUUCCCCUGUAAUGUAUGCAGACUAGAUUGCAGCUAUUAGUUAUCAUCAAAUUUUAGAAUGCCAAUCUUACAUUUAACUAAUUUUGUGCAUGAAACUAUGUGUAUGUGUGAGACUAAUCUUACAUCCAUGUUUUGUUGAUCAAUGUUAUUUCUUACAAAAUCUACCGUGGUAUUGAAAGUUAUUAACGUACAUAUCUUUCUAGUAAAGUUUUGUUAGAAUU